AACGUGUGUCUUGCUCUGUUUUUAAGUUAUGUUUUGUUUUUGAUUAAGAAUUGCAUUAACCAUGCUGAGUGUGCAACAAAAUUGAAAAACUGCAUUAUCAAGUACAGAGUAUGAGUCUCAAAAAGACCGUGUUGUGCGUCGGUUGCACCGUAAUUGACUUUGUGACCAUCAACGCCAGCUUUCCGGAGGAGGACUCCGAUAGGCGCUGUCUCGAUGGCUAUUGGCAGCGCGGCGGCAAUGCCUCAAAUGUGUCAACGGUGUUGCAAGUGCUGGGUGCUCGAGUCGAGUUCUUUGGCAUGCUGAGUCGGGCGGAUGGCUUUCGAGUGCUGCUCGAGGACCUGCGAAAACGGGACAUUGGGGUGCGAUAUUGUCCGCAGACGGACAAGGAUCCUCCAUUUUCGUCUGUCAUACUGGCUCAGGACACUGGCUCACGCACUAUUGUGCACUGUAACAAGAAUUAUCCGUACGUGACAGCGGAAGAUUUUAAAAGGAUCGAUCUCAGCGCCUUCGGCUGGGUGCACUUCGAGGCACGCUGCCCCACGGAAACUAUUAAGAUGAUCCAAGCCGUGGUAGAUUAUAGAAGCAAGUGUGGCGAUGAGCUCAUUAUAUCGUUAGACUUCGAAACGCUAUAUGAGGAGAAUCUGAAUUUGUGCGAUUUGUGCGACUAUGUUGUGCUGUCCAAGGAUCUAGCACUCAAAAAGGGCUGGAAGGCAGCGCAGGAAGCUUGUCUAGGUCUAGAACGCGAUCUUAUUCAGCACCGACCGGCCAUCAUCUGUCCGUGGGGUAGCGACGGAGCGGGCUGUCUGGAUUCCAACAAGAACUAUCGCGAUAUGGGCGCCUAUAAGGCAAAUAAAAUUGUGGAUACUCUAGGGGCCGGCGACAGCUUUAUGGCUGGCUUUAUAUACGCCACAUUAUACCGGCUCUAUUCACUAUCCGAUGCCGUAGAUUUCGCCAACCAGGUGGCCAGCCAUAAGAUAACGAAUUUCGGCUACGAUCAUAUUACCGAAUUAAAAUAAAUGAAUGAACAAUGAACAUGGUAACAAAACUUCAUGUCGGAAAUAACUGCUUCCUAAAAAAUAAAAAUUUCCAAAAAUUACUGUGGAA
Messenger RNA from Scaptodrosophila lebanonensis, 1104 nucleotides. Its product is annotated as ketohexokinase. The coding region runs from base 111 to 1016 and encodes 301 amino acids. The record is from RefSeq and is a predicted model, not a curated record. The transcript has a single exon. Gene Ontology annotation, biological process: fructose metabolic process. Gene Ontology annotation, molecular function: ketohexokinase activity. Lineage: Eukaryota; Metazoa; Arthropoda; Insecta; Diptera; Drosophilidae.